Molecule: messenger RNA, 1217 nt
Organism: Helianthus annuus (common sunflower)
Lineage: Eukaryota; Viridiplantae; Streptophyta; Magnoliopsida; Asterales; Asteraceae
Product: bidirectional sugar transporter SWEET2
Exons: 6
Coding region: 205-912 (235 amino acids)
Biological process (GO): carbohydrate transport
Cellular component (GO): membrane
Molecular function (GO): sugar transmembrane transporter activity
Source: RefSeq, a predicted model, not a curated record
GCUUGCAAAUCCCGAGCCACGUGAUUCUUCUGAUUCAUAAAAUAAUAAUCAAUUCGCUUUCAUUCCUUCCUAUUCACUCUCGAUUUCGCUUCAAACUUGCAGCAAUCAUUCAAAUUUAUAUUCAAAAAUUCACUAUAAACACGAUCACACAAACAUUGGUGAAGAGAUUUAGGCAGAAAACGAAGAAGAAUUGUUUAUCUAUCAAUGGCGGCUUUUGUUUCGCCUCAAUCGUUUGAGGCUUUUAAGCAAGCUGCUGGAAUAGCUGGGAACAUAUUUGCUUUUGGGCUCUUUGUGUCACCAAUACCAACUUUUCGAAGAAUCAUCAGAAACCAAUCAACAGAACAGUUCUCAGGAAUCCCAUACGUUUACGCCCUCUUGAACUGCUUGAUCUGCGCAUGGUAUGGCUGCCCGCUCAUAUCAUAUGAUAAUUUGUUGGUCACAACAGUCAACUCUGUUGGUGCGGUUUUCCAGUUAACAUACAUAGUUAUCUAUAUAACACAUGCUGACAAAAACAAAAAGUUCAAGAUGUCUGGAUUACUGCUGGCAGUUUUUGGUCUGUUUGCAGCCAUCGCGAUUGGGAGUUUGCUUGUUACUGAUCUUGAACUUAGACAUCUAAUCAUCGGGUUUUUAAGUUGUGCUACCCUCAUAUCAAUGUUUGCUUCCCCGUUGUCAGUAAUGAAUCUAGUGAUUCAGACCAGGAGCGUUGAAUUCAUGCCGUUUUACCUCUCACUCUCCACUUUCUUGAUGAGCACCUCAUUUUUGUUAUAUGGCGUGUUCAACUUCGAUCCUUUCAUCUAUGUUCCAAAUGGUAUAGGGACCAUUCUGGGAAUUGCGCAAUUGGCUUUGUACUUCUACUACAACAAUCAAUCAAAACAAGAAACCCGAGAACCCUUAAUAGAGUCAAUUGCAUGAACAUGGAACACCUGUAAGUUCAUAUCUUCCCUGUGUAAUCAAACACGCAUCGAUUAUUUGCAUUUUUGAACUUGAGUGGUUCUUGAGUUUGAUCUUUGAUCAUCGUCAAAGAACGGGUGGGGUGCUGAGUCUUUGGAUUUGUGUCAACGUGUGAAUUUGUUUGUAAAGCUGAAGUCCCACGUCGUCUAUGUAAUAUAUCUGUUUCCAUUUUGUUGUUGAGAGGUUUGCCCUGUGUGUCAAAUUUCUUGCUGUUCAAUAAAUUUGACUCAUUCAAGUCUAGUGAACUUAUAAGUUUCUCCUCUUCA